Messenger RNA from Stomoxys calcitrans (stable fly), 3350 nucleotides. RefSeq names its product nose resistant to fluoxetine protein 6 (gene drd). Lineage: Eukaryota; Metazoa; Arthropoda; Insecta; Diptera; Muscidae. The record is from RefSeq and is a predicted model, not a curated record. The transcript has 12 exons. Gene Ontology annotation, molecular function: acyltransferase activity, transferring groups other than amino-acyl groups. The coding region runs from base 469 to 2997 and encodes 842 amino acids.
GGUUUUGACUUGGCUUUUGUCUGUUUCUAGCCAAAGCUUGGGCAUGCAAAGAGUUUAGUUCGAAUUGAAAUUCGCAUCUAAGCGGUUGUAGCGACUCGGAAAACGGUUUCAAAAUUAAAAAAAAAAUUGAGAAUAAGAAAAAACCAAAGUAAAGAAAUAGAAAUAUUCUCAAAGAUUUUGAAUACAAAAAAAAAUUCUAGUGUGAAGCAAAAAAAAAGUUGAAACAAAAAACGAUACAACAAAAAAGUGCUUAUACGAAAUAAAAAUAAAAUAUUGAAAAAAAAAACAAUAACAAAACUGUUAUGCCAAUAAAAACAAACGAACGGGAAUGAAAAGCAAUAUAAAUUACUCUCAACACAAAUAUUUAUUGCCAAAAGAGGCUGUUAAUUGAAAACUUCAGAAAAAAAAAGUGAACAAGAAAAAAACUUGCAACGAAGACAAUUGUGAAGGAUAACAACGACCAGCAAAAUGCGUAACAAGGGUAUUUCCCUAAUAUUCCUGUUUAUCGCUGUACUCAGCGGUGGAGGUCGCAAGUUUUGUCACUCCUUAGAUGCCGCCACUAGUCCUGCAGCCACCUGUACACUCAAGGAUAACUGUGACAUUCAGGACAAUCUCUUGGGUGGGGAGAAGAAGGUGGGUGAUGCCAAACAUUUGGAAGGCAAAAUUGCCUCUGUAUUUGAGGAUAAAGUCAAUCUGAGCAUGCAAUUGUUUGCGGACGACGCGAUAUUGGAGUACAAUACCCUAGAGGGAAAUUUGAGUGGCACCACAAUAGCCAAUAUCACUUUGACACAAAUUGGAAAGGAUAUCAAAAGAGUUGGUGAUCGCAGUGUAGAAGCCAGCGAUGCGGAUGACGUUAUUGAAAGUGAAAUGGAAUAUCUUUAUAACAUUGGACAGAAAUUUAUUUCCAUUGCCAAUCCCUUUGAUGCCUCACGUAAUCCAGAUGCUUCGGAAAAGUGCCGUCUCCACACAAGACUAUUUCUACAGGGAUUGGAUAAUUUCGAUUUUUGGGCUUUGAAAAUGCACGAUUCCACGGGCAAAUUAAAUCAUGGCAUCCUGAAUGGUAACAUAAAUCAAAUUGGCGAUUUCGAUCAAUGUCUGGGAGUGAUGAAUAAACUGAAUGCAGCUGGAGAUGGUGCACUUGGGGAUAUUGAUGAAAUCAAGGGACAAUAUUGUCUUGCUUAUGCUCAACCAGAAUUGCCACACAAAUCGAAACGUUUGCAAACAUUUUUCAAUCUCCUGCAAUCGCAUGGACCAUUUCGUAGUGAAUUCGAUGAUCCUGGACAUCGUGUACCUCGUUUCUCGCUCAUUAAUUGGGGUAUUUGCGUUCCCUCAUCAUGUUCCCACAAAGAUGUCGAAUACAGCGUCAAGGAAUUCCUAAAUAACUUAACCUUAUCAACUGGAGUGUCAUUUAAAGUGCGGGUGGAACCAAGAAUGUGUCAAGUCAAAGAGAAUAAGCCAUGGGAUAAUGGCACCACAUGGGCUGUGCGUUUCUUCACGAUUAUUCUGUCAAUAACGAUAUUAUCAACGAUAUAUCAUGUUUGCACGAAAAACCAAAAGCCAAGCGAAUGGCUGACUGCUUUCUCUUUACAAAAGAAUUUGACAUGGCUCUUUAGCACUUCUUCUUCGUCCGAUGACAUAGAAGCCGUUCAUGGUUUACGUUUUAUGAAUGCCGUCAUGUUGCUGAUAUCGCAUAAAUCAAUGGCUUUAUUCUUCAAUGCGUACGACAAUCGUACUGAAAUGGCUCAGCAAUUGGGACAACCCUGGACUGUUGUGGGACGUGCAGCUUCUUUGUAUACCGAUCCCUUUUUAUUGUUCAGUGGCAUGUUAACUGCUUAUUCUUUCUUUGGCCGUUUAAACAAGGGACAACCUAUUAAACUGAAGAAUGAAUACCUCAGUCGUUUAAUACGCAUCGUCCCUCCUCUAGCCGCUCUGAUUCUUUUCUGUACCUUCAUCUUGCCUAUGAUGGGAUCGGGACCCCAAUGGAACCUGGUAGUUGGACAUCAUGCUGAUAUUUGCAAACAGAAUUGGUGGCGUAAUCUUCUAUUCAUUCACAACUACUUUGGCUUUGGCAAUAUGUGCCUCACCCAUACGCAUCACUUGGGCAUUGAUACGCAACUCUUUACUGUGGCUCCUUUGAUGAUUUUCACUCUGUGGAAGUGGCCACGUAGAGGAGCAAUGGCCCUUAUGGCCUUGGCCCUCAUUGCCACAAUUGGUCGUUACUAUGUUACAGUGUUGUAUGAGUUAUCAAAUUAUAUAUACUUUGGAACAAACAUUAAACGCUUGUUCCGCACUGCUGAUCGUAUGUACUCAUUCCCUCCACUGCGUUCAACCGUCUAUAUAAUGGGCAUUUUCCUGGGCUAUGGUUUACGCAAAUUCCGUGGCAUACGAUUGUCAAGAAGUCAACUUCGUUGGGGCUGGUUUGUGGCCAUCGCUUGCCUAUUGAUUUCGCUUGUGGGCCCAGCUCCUAUGGGCGCUAUGAGUUACACCUAUAAUAGUACACACUCGGCUAUCUAUGCCGCAUUUAUACCCAUCACCUGGUGUAUAUUCUUCUGUUGGGUGGUGUUUGUUUCACACAACGGCUAUACAAACUUCAUAACAAAACUGAGUUCUUGGCAUGGUUUCCAGGUGACCACAAAACUAUCAUAUGCCAUAUAUUUGACACAAUUCCCUGCAUACUUCUUCAAUGUCGGACGUCGUCGUCAUGUGCAUCACUAUUAUAACUUCGUUUCAAUGAUGAUCGAUACCAAUGAGUUCAUAUGCAUAUUUUUGGCCUCGGUGACAUUGACUGUCCUUUUUGAUGCUCCCUUCCAAAAUAUACGAAAAAUAAUUAUGAAACGUCCAACCAAAGCGACCUCAGAAAAUGCCAUCACAAACUCCUCCUCCACAACCAAAAGCAACCAAAGUGAUGUUAGCGAAGCUUCUACACCCUCCCCGUCUUCAUCAUCCUCGUCUUCGUCAACAAUAGAUAAAUCAUCGCAGCAUCUGCACUCCGACUAAGGGCAACAGAGAAUGAUGUGAUCUCCCUUUCAUCUUCAUUCUGCAUAGGGGGGUGGGUCAGUUACAUCCAUUCUAAAUUCACAUGUCUACGGGCAUGUGAUUUGUGUAUUUAAUAGUUUAGUCUAGUUGUAGUCUUAUUUAAUUCGAUUAUAUAUAUAUAACGUUAAAACUUUUCUUCAUCUAAGCGCAUUUUUUCAUGUAAGUCCUAAAUUAAUUUUUUACAUUAAACGACUUUAUUCCUGUACAUACAUACAUACAUACACGCACCUGCAUUCAUGUGUAGUAUUAUUUUUUAAUUUGUAUUCAUUCGAAACUAAAGAGUUUUAUUUAGUCAUUUGUUUGUCAAUUAAGCC